AUGACGGAUAAAGUGUGCCGCAUGGUGGAAAACAUGGUAUACGAGUUUAAUGACCUGAAGAGAAAGGAGUUAUUCACAGACAAGGAAAUCAUAACAAUUGCAAACAAAAGGAGGAACCAUGAGUACACAAUUAACAGCUCAUCGUGCAUACUGCUCAACUUCAUUUUAUACAUCGAAUUCGAAAUGAACUUGGAAAAAAUAAGAGAAAAAAGAAAAUUGAAAAAAAAAAAUGAUAUGCUGAAUGAAAUUAAUGAAUAUAACAGAUUGCUAAAAAGUCAAUACGAGGAAUAUACAAAUUUGAAGGCAAAAAUAGAAAGUGAAAAAUGCCCCAGAAGGAGCAAGUCAUUGAGGAAGUUACUAAAUAAAAAUGAACACAGCAUUAACUCUUGUAAGAGGAACAUUUUAAAAGUGGAAAAUAAAUUACAAAUACUGAUACGAUAUAGCUUAUCAGAUUAUUCACUUGUAAAAAGAAUAAUUAACAUCUUCCAAACGUGCCUGAGGAAACAUCAUAAUAACAUAGAAAUAUGGUUACACUAUUUCAACUUCUGCUACGUAAAGCACAAAAUGCAAAAUUUGGAAAGUGCCAUAUUGAACAGCCUAAAGUAUCAUAUAAAAAAUGAACUCAUAUGGGUCUUCUACCUACACUAUUUCUAUAACAUAAGAAAAAAUAUUCAAUACACGAGGAAGCUAUACAUAAGGGCUAUUUUAUUCAUCCCCAAGAGUUUAUCCCUCAACGUUUUAUACUUCAACAUAGAAUUUGACAUAUUCUACAAACUGCUAACAAAUUUUAAGCAGAAAGUAGACAAUUCUUCUAAUGAGCAUUUUAACCAAUUCGUUGACUUUUGCAAAAGUAGUGCAAAGGAACAAGACACCAAUGAUACUUCAGCUAACGAAACCAAUGAAGACAUACUUAAACGUGAUAUUGAUCAGGGGGAUAACAAAACUGUUAAGGAUGAGGAUAAAUAUGGCUUAGAUGUAAUAAUCUUCCUGGGGAACAAAUAUUUGAAAACUUUUCAAAAUGAGAAGAGCCAUCUUUACAUUUUGAUUUUCCUACUUUUAAAUGUUUACUUAAAAAUGGAAAAAAAAAAAUGGAUAAAGAAUUAUGUUCUUCGAUUCGACAAUUUUAAGGACCUAAUCUUUAACUCCAUCGAUAGGCACAAGAAGGAUCAGCCCUGCUUUUUCUACUACCUCUUUGUGUCCAAAUGUGUUGCAUCAGCACAUUGUGACCUUUCCGAGGACAAAGAUUUCCUGCUUUUAAAAAAUUCGUUUUACCAAAAUCACGGCGAAGAAUUCCAGCUGGAAGAAUACUUCGACGUGGCAGAAGUAACCCAUCUGUUACGUGAACUGAUGGACACCUUCCACAAUGAUCUUAUGAUUUACUUCUUCUGUCUCCUACUUGGGAAUCUAUUCAAGGUGUUCGUAGAGUACACUAACGUAGAGGAUGUCUUCACCAUCGACAUCUGCGCUGGAGCACAAUUGCCACUGUUAACACACCCUGAAAGUUCCCUCCAUCAGGAUUCCAAAACGGAGGGAAACCAGGCCAAUACGCAACCCAAACUGGACAAACAAGCAGAACAACAAGGCAACAACGACGAUGUGGAGAAAAAAAAAAAUAUCCUCUUCCACAUGAACAAACCAAGCUUGACAAACCAUGAAGAAUUACAGAUUUUCCAAUUUUUAAAGGACGAAAUUUUUCUGUGCGGUUCGUAUAACUUUAAACAAGUUAAUGAAGAAUACCUGAAAGAGAAGGAUAGCAGCACGUACCAUUUUUUGCAGAAGCUGAACUUUGUGGCCUAUGUUUGCCUCUUUGAAAAUAGACACUCAUAUAUAAGUAAGAAUAAUUUCAUUUACAAUUAUGAGCAAACCAACAAAAAUAGCGACAUCCUUUCAUCCAUUUUGUUCUUCUUCCUAUUCGAUGCAAAAAAAGUUGAAGCGGGUGAUAUGGCCAAGAAGAGACACCAUUUGGAGCAACCCGAUCAAGUGAAUGAAGCGGAAGGUGGUCUUAGAAAAAGGCGGAAGAAAGGGUUCGCCCUCCUUGGUGCGGAGCUCCAGCGCCUCGCCCAAACCUCCCGCAAACGGGGACAACCAAAGGAUGUUAACAGUGUUUACGAAAGUGAUAGCGAUAACAUGAGUGGCGAGGAAAGCAGCGAGGAGAGCGGCGAAAUAAGCAGCGAAGUAAUCAGCGAAGGUGGCAGCGGAGGUAACAGCAAAGGUGACAGUCAAAGAGACGCCGACCAUGAUGAGCAGCGCAACCCCGACGAAGGAAAAGGAAGCACUAAUGAAGGGGAUGACCCAAUCGAACUGAGCUCUCAACCCACACGAGAAAACGAAGGAGCCAAACAGAAAAUUUCCAUCAUUGAUGAACUGCUUUCUUUACUGAGCAAAGAAGUGGACGUCUUUGUGAAAGUAACCAUUUUGAACUGUGUCCUAAAAUUAAUUAUAUUUUUAAACAAUAACCAAUUGAAGCGCCAUUUCAGCGCGACCAUCUCGGAGGAGUAUGAAAAGGUAAGGAAAACUCCUCCUCAAAAAAGCUUCCUCAAAGUGGAACUAACCAAUUUGACCCAUUUAUAUAAAAAGGCGUACACCGAUGAGUCCGCCGAGGUGUAA
Molecule: messenger RNA, 2607 nt
Organism: Plasmodium inui San Antonio 1
Lineage: Eukaryota; Apicomplexa; Aconoidasida; Haemosporida; Plasmodiidae
Exons: 1
Coding region: 1-2607 (868 amino acids)
Biological process (GO): maturation of SSU-rRNA from tricistronic rRNA transcript (SSU-rRNA, 5.8S rRNA, LSU-rRNA)
Cellular component (GO): Pwp2p-containing subcomplex of 90S preribosome; small-subunit processome
Molecular function (GO): protein binding; snoRNA binding
Source: RefSeq, a predicted model, not a curated record